AUUGUGUAAUAGAGUUAAGUGUUACUGUUAUAUUAGGUCAAAAUCCACUUUUGUUUUUAAAAUAAUGAAAUCAUUUGCACAAUGUUCCAUUGUUUAGGUUCACUCGACGUUACAUAAAGAUGCCUAAUUUAGUCCAAAGUUCAGAUUUCAUAUCAAAUGCCAAAUACACAUGAGCAUUAUUUUGGUUGUUUCCUCAUAGCCGUUUUUGACAUUCGUCGUGCCCACUCGAUUUUGUGUAUUUUGGGAUCGAAGUGGAAAUCACAUUAUAACAACGGUUGAUGAAUGCGGCGAGAUGACAACUAGCUAUGAGAAUUCAACCGAGUACUUCGAUGAAACGUCGACGUCAACAUUUCUUACGAUCAUACCGAUGAAACCUUCCAUUCCCGUGGACCUCGGCGUCGGUGUUGGCACACUUGAAGACCUACAACUUCACAUUGCUGUUGGAAUUGAAGUAGUUUUAGAAAUGUUCAUUGUCAUUGGGAACUUGCUCGUCGUUGCAUCAAUUAUCGGUUAUAAUCCCAUGCGUCGAACCAAAACGAGUCGUUACAUUCUCAGCCUUGCUAUCAGCGACCUCCUUGUUGGACUAAUCAUACCAAUUGGGCUUGUUUCGAAGUAUUUUCCUGAUUUCUUUUUAACAUCGGUUCAAAUAUGUGUAACGCCAUUUUGUCUUAUGAUAACUCUAUGCUGUGCAUCUGUAUUUAAUUUAAUUGCCGUGUCUUUUGAUCGCUACGUUGCCAUCACAGAACCACUGAAGUACCCUUUAUUGAUGACGUCAUUUAAAAGCAACAUCAUUAUUGCCUUAGCUUGGUUUGGUGCCAUCGUCGUCGGAACUGCUUCGUUGUAUUGGCACAAGGAACCAAAUUAUUGGUAUACUGGUGAACUUUUUUCGUGCACCUGGGAUACGAUUAUUACAGAUAUGUACAUCAUCACGUUUGCGGUCGUUGGACUCUUACUACCAACAGUAAUAAUUUUGAUAUUUUACAGCAAAAUAUUCAAGAUAGCUGUCAGCCAUUCCCGCUUGCAUGACCAGCGGCAGCAGAUGUUUAACGAUGUUAUUGCCAAACACAGGCCGAGUACUAGUUACGUCAGACCAAAUAGGAAAACUUCGGUUGUUGACGAAAACAGCAACUCCCGUGUUGGCAACACAAUGAACGGGUCGAUUGAACCGGACCAUCACACAGAGUGUAUUAUUGAAAGGAAAUCAAGUGAGCCGAGCAACCAAAUAUAUUGUAACGAAUCAUACACAAAAAUCCAAAUCCAACACGAAAGCAACGAGAUGUCACAAGUCAAAAAUGAUUCUAGUAAAGAGAACACUUGUUACAAAAGUGUUAUCGAAGUUAACAAACCCAACACACCGCAGGCUGUAGAGUCUCAGUUGGAAAAUAAGUCAGAACGAUAUAUGGCACCGAGGAAAAGUCUUUCAGGUCUUAAAUUACCUAAACUUUUACGAAGACACAGUUCAAGUAUGAGUCGUGAGAAAAGAACAUCGGUCACUAUCUUAUUCGUUGUAUUAGCGUUCAUCAUCUGUUGGCUACCGUUUAUGGUCAUCAUGAUUCUUGAAUGUCUUUGUCCAAGUAACUGUGGCAUAACACCAUCUCUACGUGUUUGGUUUGGAAUGUUGGGCUAUGCCAACAGUGGGGUAAAUCCUAUUAUCUAUUCUCUAAGGACUGAGGAAUAUCGAAAAGCACUGAAACAUAUGUUCAGACGUAUUGGCUUAUGUAAAGAAAAAGAGAAGAUGCCGCCAUCGCAAAUAUCGAAUAGAAACAUAAAUAAGAUCUCUUCUAUCAAAGAGGAAAAUCCUCGUGCCGUUUCAAGCUUGAAGGAGUCUACAGAAAAUUAUUCGUCCACCAAAACCAGUAUUAAUAGUUUUGAUAAAUAUGACAAUGGGAGUCAUUUAUCGUUUAAUGAUGUGGAAGUCAUUGUAGAUGAUCCUGCCAUAUGUACAUUUACUAUAGAGAGUAUUCCGGAGGUCAAAAUGUAAUAUGCAAUAAUCUUGAGAUAGAUGAAAUAUGUUUUAAAGACAGAAUUGCGCUGGGAUGCGAUUGUAAGGAGCUGUACAGAACUAUUAUUAUUAUCAUCAUUAUUUUUUGUUAUUUUUGUUAUUAUCAUUAUUUUAUUAUUAUUAUUGUUGUUGUUGUUUUUGUUAUUAUUAUUAUUUAUAUUAUUAUUUUUAUA
Anneissia japonica is the source of this 2175-nucleotide messenger RNA. RefSeq names its product histamine H2 receptor-like. The record is from RefSeq and is a predicted model, not a curated record. Gene Ontology annotation, molecular function: G protein-coupled receptor activity. The transcript is spliced from 2 exons. Gene Ontology annotation, biological process: adenylate cyclase-activating adrenergic receptor signaling pathway. Gene Ontology annotation, cellular component: membrane. Bases 293 to 1981 code for a protein of 562 amino acids. NCBI's taxonomy places the organism in Eukaryota, Metazoa, Echinodermata, Crinoidea, Comatulida, Comatulidae.